AUGACCAGAUGGGCUCGCCGGAACGGCGCUCCCGGCGAGAAGGCGCUGGAUGCGACCCCCUGGGAGGAGAUGGUGAGCGGCCCCGAGGGGCGGGGGGGCCGCUCCGGCCCUCCCUCCCUGAAGAAGGAGCAAGGGAAGAGGAAGAAGAAGAACAGGAAGAAGAAGGACUAUCUGAACGAAGACGUUAACGGGUUCGCGGCGUACCUGAAGCAGAGCUCGCGGGCUGGCGAGGUGGCGGAAGCAGGCAGCGCUGAGUUGGAGAAGGAGGUAGCCAUGGCCUUGAAGAAGGACAGGCGGCGGGAGGAUAGGAGGCUGAAGAGGCAAGAAAUGAAGAAAAAUGCCAUGGUAUGUUUCCACUGUAGAGAACCUGGCCAUGGUGUUGCUGAUUGUCCUGCAGUGCUUGAAAGUCAAGAUAUGGGUACAGGAAUCUGUUACCGGUGCGGAUCCACAGAACACGACAUCAGCAAAUGCAAAGCAAAAGUAGAUCCAGCUGUUGGGGCAUUUCCGUAUGCAAAAUGUUUCAUCUGUGGUGAGAUGGGGCAUCUAUCAAGGUCAUGUCCAGAUAAUCCCAAGGGAUUGUAUGCCGAAGGUGGUGGCUGCAGACUUUGUGGCUCUGUGGAGCACUUCAGAAAAGACUGUCCGGAAAAACAGAACGCAGAUCAGUUUACAGUUGGGCGAUGGGCCAUUGGAAUGAGCGCAGAUUAUGAAGAAAUUACAGAAACGCCAAAGCUGCAAAAAGCGAAAGUGAAAGUACCCAAAGUUGUUACUUUUUGAAGGCCUCUUGGCUCUGAACCACAGUUAGCCUGCACGGCUUCACUCCAGAGCAGUGACUGCACAGCGUGGAUUGCUGGUUCCAGAAAAUCAAGCAGACCGCUGCUGCUAAAUUUUCUUUUUUGCAUCCCCCCAUUUUUCCAGUUUGCCUCCCAGACUCACCUAGCUUACUGAAAAGCUGUGAACAACAGAAAUGCAGCAAGUGGGUAUUUUAUUUUUAUGUUAUCUCCUGAAACAGAGCCUUACUCUGAUUCACAUUCCCUCUCACUGCCAGCUCUCUGAAGAGGGGAAUUGCUGCUUCUCGUAACAGGGAUCUGGUUGCAGUAACCAAAUGCACAGGGCAUGUGCAUUUCAUCAUGGGGGUUUAUGACCACUGGAUUUCGGUGGUCAGUAUUGUUACUCUGCUAUUGUUGCUCUGAUACUGUGCUGCUCACAUAUCAGACGCACACAAUCAUGCUGAUCUACUGAGAGUAUUUCUGUAUCACUCUGAAAGGGAUUGUGGGUAUUUUCUAAAGACUUGUUGGGUUCUGGUUUGGUUUUGCCUUCUCCUUUUAGAAAGAAUGAUUUCUUGCUCUGUAUGUGCAAGCUUGAACAGUCUUGCAGUGAAGUUACUGGGUAAACCCUACAGCCUGUAGAGCUUGUGGGUGCAAUUCCUGCUACUCAGCUAAGUAAGUUCAUGCGUUAACCUGAUAGUUUAUGCGUGUUGGAUUGUUUGAGUAUUUGUUCACUAAUACAAACAGAAUCAUGCCCUUCCUCUGAUACCUGUGGUGAAAUGCACCUGAGAAGAGUUGGAGAGCAAGUGAGCAGCUUUCUUAGUUUCUUUAUUUUUUUCAAGGGAAGUGCUCAGAAAUCUUCAGUGUUUCUAUCCCGUGGUGAGUUGGGAGUAAACUUUGCUUUGUGUUACACAUGCCUGCUCAAUGGCAGAUUUAUUUAUUUUUAAAUGGGGACUGCAGGCAGAAAAACUGCAGCCUUAGAAAAACUGUUAUAUAUUAAAGUUACAAAGCCAACUCAAAAUGGAGUUCUGCAACAGCUCUCCAAAUACUGUAGUAAUUCAGCCUGCACAGCCAGCAGUGGUCGGCUUUCACUUGUGUCUGAUGAUCUCGCCUGAGAUAAACGAGGAAGUGCGAUGUUGCUGGAGAAGUGCACCUUGAGCUCAUCUCACAUGCAGAGCUUCAUUCUGAACUGGCAUCUUGAUGCAGCUCUGGGCAGUGCGUGCAGGUGCUGUGCACGGUCGCUGCAUAGGCAGGCAUCUGCGACAUCGGGCUUCUCAGUCCUCUACUGCAGCUGUGGCUGCCAUCAGACAAGUACAGCGUGUCUGUGUCCCAAAAAUCUUAAAUGUGCCUUCUAAAAACUUCAGCUUGCGUUAUACAUUAACAAGGAACAAUCCUUGAGGGGAAGGUACACAGUGGUAAAGCUAUUGCUUAUAAAGAAUUAAUUCAUCCUUUGAAUAAAAUUGUCCUAAUGGUCCAUACAUCGCCCUGGUGAGAACACAGAAGGAACACCGGAUAGCAACCGUGAACUCAGGACUGGGGUUUGAGGUGCCAAAGACCAGCUGCUGAAACUAUGAGUGUGGAACGUACUUUUCUUACAGCAGAAAACAAAUACAGGAAUUUAAUUGCAUUGAUA
Molecule: messenger RNA, 2397 nt
Organism: Gavia stellata (red-throated loon)
Lineage: Eukaryota; Metazoa; Chordata; Aves; Gaviiformes; Gaviidae
Gene: ZCCHC9
Product: zinc finger CCHC-type containing 9
Exons: 5
Coding region: 1-774 (257 amino acids)
Molecular function (GO): zinc ion binding; nucleic acid binding
Source: RefSeq, a predicted model, not a curated record